Messenger RNA from Synchiropus splendidus (mandarinfish), 995 nucleotides. It is a transcript of the gene eif1axb, whose product is annotated as eukaryotic translation initiation factor 1A X-linked b. The transcript has 7 exons. Gene Ontology annotation, molecular function: translation initiation factor activity; RNA binding. Gene Ontology annotation, biological process: translational initiation. Gene Ontology annotation, cellular component: cytoplasm. The coding region runs from base 134 to 568 and encodes 144 amino acids. The record is from RefSeq and is a predicted model, not a curated record. NCBI's taxonomy places the organism in Eukaryota, Metazoa, Chordata, Actinopteri, Syngnathiformes, Callionymidae.
UUUCAGGCGGCGGUGGCGCAUGCGCACACUGGUGUGGAACUUCGCCGCUGAAGCUGCUUCAUCUUUUCUUCAGUUGACCACAGUUCAACGCUCCCACUCGGUUCCGCUCGGCAGGAAGACAGCGUGAGGGAAUAUGCCCAAGAAUAAAGGCAAGGGAGGAAAGAAUCGGCGACGUGGGAAGAACGAGAAUGAGUCGGAGAAGAGGGAGCUGGUGUUCAAGGAGGACGGACAAGAGUACGCUCAGGUGAUCAAGAUGCUGGGGAACGGCCGUCUGGAGGCCAUGUGCUUCGACGGGACCAAGCGGCUCUGUCACAUCAGAGGGAAGCUCCGGAAAAAGGUGUGGAUCAACACGUCAGACAUCAUCCUGGUGGGACUGAGAGAUUACCAGGACAACAAAGCCGACGUCAUCCUCAAGUACAACGCCGAGGAGGCCAGAAGCUUGAAGAACUACGGCGAGCUGCCCGAGCACGCCAAAAUCAACGACACAGAAACCUUCGGCCCCGGAGACGACGAGGACAUUCAGUUUGACGACAUCGGAGGAGACGACGACGACACGGACGGGAUCUGACGGCCUGCUGCACCAGGGGAGGAGACGCUGCAGCCACCACACCAUCACCUUCAUCUGACCACACGCUCCGCCUGCAGGGGGCGACGCAGCGGGCCUGGUCCCUCGCUCUGGGUGGCUCUCGCACGCCCCACCUCUUUUAAAAUGUAUUUAUAUUGAUUUCACGUCUCGUGGAAUUUGAAGUACAGAAUCUCUGGAUUCGACAAUAAAAAGAUGAACCGUUUUUGUUUUCCUUCUGUUCCUCUGCCGGGCCUGUUGGCGCGGCGGCGGCGGCCCUCCGACCCUGGACUGGGAGGAGAACAUGUAUUUUUCUAUGGUUUACGUCUGCGUCCGGAAGGUUCCGAGCGCUGGCACCAGCCCGGCGCUGCUCCCCUGCCCUGUAACUGCUGAACACAAAUGUACCAUGUUUGAAUAAAGACCUAAACUCUCA